Pocillopora meandrina is the source of this 729-nucleotide messenger RNA. Lineage: Eukaryota; Metazoa; Cnidaria; Anthozoa; Scleractinia; Pocilloporidae. The record is from the annotation of a GenBank genome assembly.
AUUAUUAUUAUUAUUAUUAAUUCUGUUCCGAAAUCUACGGUUUACAAGAACAAAUGGGCGAUACAGAUUUUUCGAGAAUGGCAAGGCCAAAGAGCAAACAAGAUUUGCACUAUUGAGCCAGGCGGAGUGUUCAAAGGUGAAGACAUUGGUUUGGAUGUGCAAGAGUUGACUGAAAGCAUUGAAAACAUGAAUGCCAAAAGUCUAAACUACUGGCUAUGCAAGUUCGUUCAGGAGGUUGCAAAUAAGUCGGGUGGACGAUAUCCCUCUCGGACGCUUUACAAUAUUGUCUGCAGCUUAAAACGUUUCUUGGUGGAGAAAAAUGGCGAGGGCGCAUUAAAUCCAUUGGCUGUCAGCGACAAAAGGUACUGUUGAAAGAAUUAAUUUGUUAUUCACAAUUUACUUUUUUGUAAGUCAUGCUGUUCCUUCCCACAGGUUUGGGACAUUUCGCCGAGUUUUGGAUGCUGAGAUGAAAGUGCAACUCGAUGCGGCCUUACUGUUUCAACAAAGAAGGAUGAGAAAGAAGCCAUCACAGACGAAGAAGAAGAUUUGUUCUGAAGCAAAGGCUUAAUGGGAACUGGUUCUUCUAAUUUGUUAUUAAAUACAGUAUAUUUCUAUAAUGGGAAGCUGUUUGGUUUAUGCGGAGGGGAACAUAGGAAUAUUACUGUAAGAAAUAUAAGGGUAAGCGAUGAUUGCCUUAGAUUUGAAGAAAACAGCUCAAAGAGUUUCCAU